Messenger RNA from Daphnia magna, 964 nucleotides. It is a transcript of the gene Rab4, whose product is annotated as ras-related protein Rab-4B. Lineage: Eukaryota; Metazoa; Arthropoda; Branchiopoda; Diplostraca; Daphniidae. Gene Ontology annotation, cellular component: endosome. The transcript is spliced from 7 exons. Gene Ontology annotation, molecular function: GTP binding; GTPase activity. The coding region runs from base 150 to 803 and encodes 217 amino acids. The record is from RefSeq and is a predicted model, not a curated record. Gene Ontology annotation, biological process: Rab protein signal transduction; regulation of endocytosis.
GACUUCAGUUAUUAAGCUUCGAUCAUAAAGCUUACAUCCUGUUACGGCAGAACGGUAUUGUGGAUCUGACAGUCUUUAGUAGAGUUUAGUUGUCCAACACCUUUAAUGUACAGUCUGACGUAACUUUGCGCUGCAACUUUGUAACAAGCAUGGCUGAUAAUUUUGAAUUUUUGUUUAAAUUUCUUGUCAUCGGCAGUGCGGGAACGGGAAAAUCCUGUUUACUACAUCAUUUCAUUGAGAAAAAAUUCAAAGAAGAUAGCAGUCAUACCAUUGGUGUUGAGUUUGGUUCAAAAAUCGUCACAAUAGGAGGGAAACAAGUGAAGCUACAGAUAUGGGACACUGCAGGACAGGAGCGAUUCAAGUCUGUUACUAAAAGCUAUUAUCGAGGAGCGGCUGGAGCUCUUUUGGUCUAUGACAUCAGUUCCAGAGAGAGUUACAAUGCCGUCGGGAACUGGCUCACCGAUGCACAAAAUUUGGCAAACCCAAACUUAGUCGUUUUAUUAGUUGGAAAUAAACGAGAUUUGGAAGAAGAUCGACAAGUCUCGUUUUUAGAAGCUUCUCAAUUUGCUCAAGAAAAUGAUCUGAUGUUCUUAGAAGCCAGCGCCUUAACGGGGGAAAAUGUUGAAGAGGCGUUUCUUCAGUGCGCUAAAAGCAUUCUCUCUAAAGUUGAAACAGGUGAGCUAGACCCGAAUAGGUUAGGCUCAGGUAUUCAACAUGGUGAAACUGCAAUUAGAAGAUUCCAGCGUCAGUCAUCGUCGACACCUUCUAUGAAUACACCCUCAUGUUCGGGUUGCAAAAUCUAGCAUCGUCUUAGAUACCGUCCAGACAUAGGCAAAGAAGUUUUUCACAUUCCAGUGUAUCAUUCGAAAAACAACCAUUUAUAAAUAAGGACAAAAUACGCGGUAUUAAUAUAAUGUUCAAAUCAAUGACGACUAAUUGUAAUAAAAAUUGAAAGUUUAACGUU